AUGACCCAGCUUACGUUACUUGGCAUUAUAAAUGUGAAAGAAGGAGAAGAGGAGGACCUAUGUGCCUCAAUUCAAGAGAUGAAGGUCCUUUCCCGCUUGCUUUUAUUUGUAGCUGAUGGAGAGGAAUUUCUUCGAGUUGAGGCAUUGCCUUCACCGCCUCCCUACCUUGAUAGACUUUAUUUGAGCGGCAAACUGGAAAAGGUGAUUCCAGACUUGAAGAAAAUUUACUACCUCAUAUUGAAGCAUUGCGCUCUCUACGUUUGCUUUGCCUUGAUAAUUCGUCUGUUAGGAAAGAGUUGUGUUUCAGUAGGGGCUUUGUAA
This is a messenger RNA of Prunus armeniaca (apricot), 321 nucleotides long. The record is from the annotation of a GenBank genome assembly. NCBI's taxonomy places the organism in Eukaryota, Viridiplantae, Streptophyta, Magnoliopsida, Rosales, Rosaceae.